GUAGGGAUUGCCAUGCAGCUGAGGCUGAAGUGGCUAAUCAUAACUGGCGCUGAAGGCUUGCGACGUCUGCCAUUUGAAGAAGAUCAAGUGUGAUGCAAAGGUGCCUGAAUGCUCGCAUUGUAUCUUGUACAAGGCGAAAUGUACCUACACACCACAAUUGCAGAGGCCCAAAAAGAGGCAAAAAGUACGGGAAAGUACACCCGAGGAUUUCGGGCAUCUCGAGGGCCGCCUAUCUCAAGUUGAAGCAAUGCUCAAGGCUGGUGAUCAAAGGGUUACCAUCGCAGCCGUCAAUUGCCAUUCGGUCAACCAAAGACAGAAACCCCAGGAUAUCACGCUCAAAGGAGCGGUGCAACAUAAACCAUCCAUUGACAUGCGUUUACACCCAGUUCCGGAUGCGCUGCCAGUCCCAGCGCUACCAGGAUAUGAUCUGCCGGAACUCCACGUCGUACUCCCCAUCGUCGAGACCUACUUCGCCUGCUUCAACAGCAUGGUGCCUCUCUUUCAUGAAGGCAGAUUUAUGCGCAUGCUAAUGAGGUGGUACAACAUCUCGCAUACACGAUUCCCUGCCCCUUUUGCUGCGAUCAAUGUUGUCCUGGCGUUGUCUCUUUGGCAGGACUCUUCUACAAAGUCUCCAGACGACGACCGUCUUAUGCGCCAAUUCAUCCAGAAUGCCCAGUCGGUCUUGUGCAACUUGGUGACGCGAGAUCAAGAUCUGUUGGGGAUCCAGGCUGUCUUGGGUCUGGUCAUGCUGUUUAUAGCAGGACCAAACCCCCGACCAGCCGCAACACUGAUCGCGAUUGCAUUUAAGUUGGCUCACCGACUGAGGCUCCAUACCAGAUCUAGCAGAGAGAUGUUCGACGACAGCACGGCUCUGGAAAGAGAUCGGGUCUUCUGGAUCAUGUAUGUGCUUGACAGGGAAAUGAGUCUCCGUCUCAGGGAUCCCUACCUCCAGCAAGACGACGACAUGGAUGUCGCUCUCCCCGAAUUCAAAGAUCUCAAUGACAAAUCAAGCAUAAUUUUUGCAGGUGACGGUCAGACGUGGCUCAACUUUCUCCUCUGUCGGACUGAUCUUGCACGCAUUCAAGCUCGGAUGUACCACGGCAUCUACUCCGUCCGGGCGGAGAAAUCUACAGUCGACGAGCGAGAAGCUGCAAUGGCAGAUUUAGAUUCCAUGGUGCAUGAAUGGAAGCAAUCAAUUCCCCUGCAGUUUCAGCCGGACAUGCUCUCGGACCGAUCCUUCGGCACAAAUCUACGGUAUCUGGUACACUUGCAUUUUAUUUAUUACCACUGUUAUUACCUGGCCCAUGGUAUCUAUGCGCAUGACCCGGAAUGGAUGCGACGAGUGACGACCUACAGCGACAGGUACUCGGGUCGAGCUGCUCUCAUCUCCGACACGCCUUGGCAGGAAUCACCAUUGCCAACGACCUGGGUGCAAGAUCUAGAGACCGCAAGGGAGUGUAUGAGAUUGUUCAAGGUCGUGCACAAGCAGGAUCUGGCACUGCUCGGACAAAUCUCCUGUGUCUAUCUGACGUCCAUGGUCAUCCUUAUCAUCAACAAAUUGACAAUAUAUGAGUUGCCAUUGCAUAGUCACCUGGAGUCGGACGAUUUGUUGAUUGACGAGGGCCUCGUAUACCUGGACAGAAUUGCUGGGGCCAUGGACAGUGACGGGCUCCGUAGCCUGUACAACGGAUGUCUCGAGCUGAAGUCUCGCGCGGCGAUCGCCAUGAUGAGUUACACCAGCCUUGAAAAUCUUUGGGUGCCGGAUCAGCCUACUUUUCCAUGGUCUAACACCCGAUCCAUGUCGGCAUUGUUCGAUGCCUUUGCGACGGCAGACAUCAAAGGUCCAGCAUCAUUCACCUAUGGCUCCGGUAUUUGGCCGCAAGAUAUGGCAAACCUCGUUGAUGCAGAAACAUGUGAAUGACGACAAUGUAACCGCGACGAGGUAUGGUUGGAAAUUGGAUUUCAGUUCGCAAAUUGUGCAAGCAGGAGAGGUGCUGUUGCUCGCAGACGUUUCGAAUACACCCACCUAACAUCAAGCACAUCAAGCACAUCA
Messenger RNA from Exophiala xenobiotica, 2053 nucleotides. RefSeq lists its product as uncharacterized. Lineage: Eukaryota; Fungi; Ascomycota; Eurotiomycetes; Chaetothyriales; Herpotrichiellaceae. Gene Ontology annotation, molecular function: zinc ion binding; DNA binding. The transcript has 3 exons. Gene Ontology annotation, biological process: DNA-templated transcription. The coding region runs from base 248 to 1921 and encodes 557 amino acids. The record is from RefSeq and is a predicted model, not a curated record.